Colletotrichum orchidophilum is the source of this 3696-nucleotide messenger RNA. RefSeq names its product CNH domain-containing protein. Gene Ontology annotation, molecular function: guanyl-nucleotide exchange factor activity. The transcript is spliced from 2 exons. Lineage: Eukaryota; Fungi; Ascomycota; Sordariomycetes; Glomerellales; Glomerellaceae. The record is from RefSeq and is a predicted model, not a curated record. Gene Ontology annotation, biological process: intracellular signal transduction. Bases 1 to 3696 code for a protein of 1231 amino acids.
AUGUCCGACUACCGCGGCGACCCGAGGGGUCACUCGUCCAACUACCAGCGCGAAGCCGCCUACUCUAACAUUUUCGGCGCCAACCCCCCGCCGGGACGUUCGCAGACAAUGACCUCUUCUUCGAUGCCUCCUCAGAUGAUGCAGCAGCAGCAGGGUGGGAGGACGCAGACAAUGUCAUCCUCCAUGUCGUCUAUGCAGCGACAGCCGCCGCCGAGGGUGCCUCAAGGCCAGUACAUGGACCGCGACCCGGGCUCUCCGAGAGGUGCUCCCAUGCAGCCGAAUGGGUACCCGGCUCAACAACGGUCGGCGUCCGGCGGCUAUCAAGUCCCCAACCCGCAAGCACAAUACAUGCAGCAGCAACAGGCUCGCCGCCCGUACGGAGGAUCUGCCGGGCCCGUCCCCCAACGUGACGGAAGGGGGCUACCGCCGUCCCAAGGGCAGUACGGUCCGCCAAGAACGGCGGCACAGCGAUUCUACCAAGGAGCAGGAGGCGCGGCGCCCGCCAUGAAUAACGAUUCUUAUCGCUCACAGUCUCUCGCUUCCGCCCCGAGACCGAAUAUGUAUCAGCCUACUCCAAAUGGAUACGGCUCACAGCCGAGUCACCAGGCCCCGGCCAAUGCUUUCCGCCAUGCUCCGUACAAUCCGAGCUCGUCUCGCACAACAGCACAGGGAAGGGUCGUCCCGGAGCGCCAAGACGAUCGAGCCAUGUCACUGACUGGUUAUCACUCACAGGACCGCGAUAUGCACCAGUACCAAAAUUCCCACCAGACUAUGAGUGGUCGGGUUAUUCCAAACAGGAGGGCGCCCGUGGAAUUGCCGGCCACCAAUGGAAGCUUCAGUGGAAGCUAUACACCAGCGCCAGGGUCACAGACGAGGACCAUGAGCAUGGCUUCUUCGACCGGCGACCCGAACAAUCAGAGGACGAUGUCGAUGGCGUCUACGGUGGCACCAACGAUAACGCCUUCGGAGAGCGACGCGACCCUGGCGCACAGGCCUUCUAUGAGCAAGUCCAUCGACGGUGAACGGCCUCCAACUGGCAAAAUCCGACCCCCUUUGGUCUAUCCCGCACUGUUAUCGCGAGUUGCCGACUGUUUCCGGCAGAAAAUCAUUAUAGGCGACCGGACGAAGAACGAGCUCACGUAUAAGAACGCCUUCAGCGGUGCCGAAGCUGUGGAUGUCUUGUCGUACAUUAUUAGAACGACAGACAGGAAUCUGGCGCUGCUGUUGGGACGAGCCCUCGAUGCCCAAAAGUUCUUCCACGACGUCACUUACGAACACCGCUUGCGAGACUCCACGUCAGAGAUGUACCAAUUUAGAGAAACUCUGAUGGAAGAAACGGAAGAGAGGCCUGCAGUCGAUGGUGUCUUUGUGCUCCUCUCCGAAUGUUACUCGCCGACUUGUACAAGAGAUCAGCUCUGCUACUCCAUUGCGUGCCCUCGCAGACUGGAGCAGGUAUCUCGGCUGAACCUGAAGAUUCAGCCUGGCCUGAAGAAGGAGUCUGAGAAUGUAUCCAACGAGGACGAUGUCGACCAGACCGAUGAGCAGAAACUUUGGAUCAACUCCGUUCCGAAGGAAGUGGCCGACAGCAUCGGCGACAGAGAGAAGAAGAGGCAGGAAGUUAUUUCAGAAAUCUGCUACACAGAGAGAGAUUUCGUCAAGGACUUGGAGUAUCUGCGUGACUUUUGGAUUCUGCCUCUGCGCUCCAAGGCUUCUCCGAUUCCUGCUAACAAGAGGGAUAAAGUUGUCAAGGCGAUUUUCAGCAACAUCGUCGACCAUCCCAGUCUACAUGCUGUGAGCGCGAAAUUCGCCAAAAUGUUGACAGAGCGGCAACAGAAGAACCCUGUUGUCGGCGCUAUUGGCGACAUUUUCCUUGAGUGUGUGCCUCAGUUCGAGCCAUUUAUUUGGUAUGGUUCCAAGCAAUUGGAGGCCAAGUUUGAAUUUGAGAACGAACGAUCCGCCAAUCCCUACUUUGCCAAGUUUGUUGACGAGAUUGAACGACGGAAAGAGUCGCGCAAGCUGGAGCUCAAUGGUUACCUCACCAAGCCAACGACGCGUUUGGCUCGUUAUCCACUUUUGCUGGAAAAUGUGCUCAAGUACACUGAGGACGGUAGUUCCGACAAGGAAGACAUCCCCAAGGUACUCAAGUUGAUUCGCGACCUCUUGACAAGAGUCAACGCCGAGUCAGGAAAGGCCGAGAACAGGUUCAACCUGAGACGACUACAUGAGCAACUACGCUUCCGGCCCAAUGAGAGGGUGGAUCUACGAUUGACGGAGGAAGGUAGAGAGUUGGUGUUCAAGAGUCAGUUGAAGAAGACACCGCAAGACGCGUCUGAGAUCACUGCUUUCUUGUUCGACCACGCGGUUCUUCUGGUGAGGAUCAAGCAGGCUGGCAAGGGCGAGGAGAUCAAGGCAUACAGGAGGCCGAUUCCCUUGGAACUGCUCGCUAUCCGCGAAAUGGAAGAGGUUAUCCCGGGGUCUGGUGCCAUGAAGCGAUCUUCGUCGAGCUUGCUUCCCGCGCUUCGAGCCAACACAAACGACAACAAGAAGAGCGAAGGUUGGCCGAUCACGUUCAGGCACUUGGGCAAAGCCGGGUACGAACUGACGCUUUAUGCGUCUAACCAGGCUGCACGUAAGAAGUGGCUCGAGUUCAUUGACAGCGCCCAGCAACGUUUGAGAGCCCGCGCCGACUUCUUCAACACAAGCGUAAUCUCCACAGGCUUCUUUUUGGGUACAAAUCAAGUCAACUGCGUCACGCCGUACGAUGGUGGUCGCAAGUUGCUGUACGGCACGGACAAUGGCAUCUACCUUUCCGAUCGUAAGAGCAGAGACGCGAUGCCCAAGCGCGUCAUCGAGACGACGAGCGUCACCCAGCUCGAUGUCCUCGAGGAAUACGGUCUCCUCCUGGUGCUGUCCAACAAGGCACUUUAUUCGUACCCACUUGGAGCACUGGAUCCGAAUGAGCCUGCUCUGUCCAAGCGACCCAAGAAAAUCCAGAGUCACUGCAACUUCUUCAAGACAGGUAUCUGCCUUGGCAGACAUCUUGUGUGCUGCGUUAAGUCCUCAGCUCUCUCGACUACAAUAAAGGUGUAUGAACCCAACGACGCCAUGUCGAAGGGCAAGAAGCAAAAGGGCUUCGGCAAGAUGUUUGCUGGACAAGACGAGCUCAAGCCGUUCAAGGAGUUUUAUAUUCCUACGGAAUCAUCGUCCGUACAUUUCCUCAAGACGAAGUUGUGUGUGGCAUGUGCUCGUGGAUUUGAGGUGGUGUCGCUUGAGACUCUUGAGACCCAAUCGCUGCUCGACCAGGCAGAUACGAGUCUCGACUUCGUUGCAAGAAAGGAGAAUGUCAAGCCGAUUCACAUAGAGCGUCUCAACGGCGAGUUUCUACUCAACUACUCUGAAUUCUCGUUCUUCGUCAAUCGUAAUGGAUGGCGCGCAAGACCUGAAUGGCGGAUCGACUGGGAAGGAACACCAGGAAGCUUUGCCCUUAGCUACCCUUGGAUUCUGGCAUUCGAGCAGAACUUCAUCGAGCUCAGGAACAUUGAGAAUGGUGCUGUGCAUAUUGUGCCACACAAGAACAUUCGGAUGCUACAUAGCAGUACGCAUGAGAUCAUCUUUGCGUAUGAAGACGAGAAGGGAGAGGACGUCGUCGAAGCCAUCGAUUUUUGGAAGAGCAACAGAAGAUCCGAAAUCCCUUGA